Molecule: messenger RNA, 2025 nt
Organism: Corylus avellana
Lineage: Eukaryota; Viridiplantae; Streptophyta; Magnoliopsida; Fagales; Betulaceae
Source: RefSeq, a predicted model, not a curated record
AUGAAUUUCAGACAAACUGUUUAUGAAGCUCAGGAACAGGAGAUAUUAAUUUAUAAUCAUCUACUUUUUAAACUUGCGUCUGGUCAGGUUUUCGGUCCUGAUCAACCUAUUGCUUUGAAACUGUUGGGAUCUGAAAGGUCAUUCGAAGCUCUUGAAGGUGUUGCUAUGGAAUUGGAGGAUUCCUUGUUUCCUUUGUUGAGGGAAGUUAGCAUGAGCAUCAAUCCAUAUGAAGUGUUUCAAGAUGUAGAAUGGGCACUUCUAAUAGGAGCAAAGCCUCGAGGGCCUGGAAUGGAACGAGCUGAUUUACUGGACAUAAAUGGGCAGAUUUUUGCAGAGCAGGGAAGUGCUCUUAAUGUUGUUGCAUCCCGUAAUGUCAAAGUGAUAGUCGUGGGCAACCCUUGUAAUACUAAUGCAUUAAUUUGUUUGAAAAAUGCUCCAAACAUACCCGCAAAAAAUUUCCAUGCUUUGACUCGAUUGGAUGAGAAUAGAGCAAAAUGCCAGCUGGCCCUCAAAGCAGGUGUAUUCUAUGAUCAAGUGUCAAAUGCGACCAUCUGGGGAAACCACUCGACCACUCAGGUUCCAGACUUUUUAAAUGCUAGAAUCAAUGGCUUGCCUGUCAAAGAGGUUAUCAAGGAUCAGAAGUGGUUAGAGGAGGAAUUCACCGAAAAGGUCCGGAAGAGAGGUGGUGUACUGAAUAAAAAAUGGGGAAGAUCUUCAGCUGCUUCUACUGCUGUGUCAAUUGCUGAUGCAAUACGGUCUUUAAUUACUCCAACCCCUGAGGGUGAUUGGUUUUCAUCUGGAGUUUAUACCACUAGAAAUCCGUACGGAGUAGCAGAAGAUAUUGUUUUCAAUAUGCCAUGCAGAUCAAAAGUAAAUGGUGAUUAUGAACUUGUCAAGGAUGUAACAUUUGAUGACUACCUUCUCAAGAGAAUAACCAAGACUGAAGCUGAAUUGCUAGCUGAGAAGAGAUGUGUUGCCCACCUUAUAGGGGAGGGAGUCGCUUUCUGUGAUCUACCCGAGGAUACGAUGCAUCCCGAAGAGAUGUAACACGUCGAUACUGUUUUUUAAUAUGAAGAAUUCAUAUGAAAGCUACCACAAUGCUGUCCAGAGAGAUACUAGAUAUCAAAAUUAAAAUUAUACUAUUAUUUUUGUAAAAUAAGCUUGCAAAAUAAUUUGACAGGCAGUAAAAAUGAUUCAGUGUUGAGGCAUUUGUUGGAUUUUGAAGUUACGUCUUUGGCUUAGAGCUAUAAAGUCGAUGCCUACUCCUUGCCCUACUCUGCCGAGUCUCUAUGGGCCUUGAUCAUCUCUGUUCUUGUCUUGCUAUUGUAUUAAUCUCAUACUCUUGAGUGCUGUGUAUUAUUUAAAAAAUAAAAAAAAUAAAAAAAUAAAAAAAACAAUAAUGAUUUGUCCAUUAAUCACAAUUGCACUUAAACAGCAAAGAGAAGUUUCUUUCUUUCUUUUCUCUUCUUUAUCCUUUUUGGGCCGACAGCAAAGAGAAAAUAUAAGUGGAUGGUCAAUUGUGAGUGUCGCAAUCAAGGGAGAGAAGUAGUGCAUUCAUGAAGGUUCUCUUGGCUUCUUGUUAGAAGUCACUUGCAUUGGAUGGCUCUAGGUGCCUCAAAUGGCCAAAUAAAAAGCCAAAAUUACUCCAACCAUUUGAGGUUGGCUUUAGCCGGAGAAGGAUCCUCUCCUGCAUUCAUGAAGGUUCUCUUGUCUUCUUGUUGGAAAUCACUUGCAUUGGAUGGCUCUAGGUGCCUCAAAUGGCCAAAUAAAAGCAGCCAAAAUUACUCCAACCAUUUGAGGGUGGCUCUAGCCGGAGAAAGAUCCUCUCCAUUUCAAAUGAAAUAGAGAGGAUCCAGGUCCGCUCUAGCCGGCCCCCAAAUGGCCAAAUUGUGCCGGCAAUUAAUUGAGAUGUUGAGCAUUCAUGAUGAUUUAUGUAUAUUUUUAUGCAAAAUGGUGAAUUAAAAUCCACUUUAUCUAGUUUAAUUAAUGGGUUUUAAAAGAUAUCAUACAUCCAAUUAUCUUUUC